AUGCUCCUGUUCUACUUUUUGUCAGUUCUCGCCCCGUUGGUCAGGACGAACGCUCCUGAAGUGAGCGCGCUAACAUCCAGCACCGAAAAUGAGCUCGAAGGACAAGCGUCGAUCGCAGCCUGUCCUAGCGAGAAUUUGUUCUCUCUGAGGGCGUGCGAAGCCAAAUCAAACUGUACUAAAAUCUCCACAAAUGCGGACAAGGUCAGCUCCGAAUUGCUGAAAAAAGAGGGAUGGUGCGCUCCCUCAAGCGACGCGCUGCAAGUUGACUUUGACGAGGAAACGACCGUAGAAGAGAUUGGAAUUACUCAAGUUGGCGGGCGUCCUUUGCCGAAAUACAUCAAACUGGAUUACUUUAAAAAAGCAUUGGCGAGUUCAAGCGAUACGUGA
Molecule: messenger RNA, 387 nt
Organism: Oikopleura dioica
Lineage: Eukaryota; Metazoa; Chordata; Appendicularia; Copelata; Oikopleuridae
Source: the annotation of a GenBank genome assembly